GGGAAAGAGCCGCUAUCGCCUCCCGGGGGCUCGGCCGACUCCUCCGGGCCCUCACGCUUCCUCUUCGCGCCGGUGGCCUCCGCCAUCACUGUGACUGCUGGGGGUGUGCGCAUGCGCCGCGACCAGAGCGGGCACAGCAGCCACUUCAGCCUGCCCCCGGCGCCAGCGCCGCUCCCUUGUAGCCGGCAGGGGCCAGCGAGGGAGCGCAGCACAGAGAACUGCGGCCAAUGGGAGCUGCAGGGGCGAUGCCUGCAGGCAGGGGCAGUGCGCACAGCGCCUGGCCGCCCCGAGCCUAGGAGCUGCUGCUGGACAUGCUGGCCGCUUCCGAGAGCCGCCCGAGGAGACCCGACACUGAGACAAAGGAGAAGAAAGGCACAGACCGGGGAGCCGAACCCUCAGGAUGAAGCACAUAUCGAUCCACUGGUUCCGUAAGGGUCUUCGCCUUCACGAUAACCCUGCCCUGCUGGCAGCGAUGACAGACUGCCACACGCUCUAUCCCAUCUUCAUCCUCGACCCCUGGUUCCCAAAGAACAUGCGGGUCAGCGUCAACCGCUGGAGGUUUCUGGUCGAGUCGCUGAGAGAUCUGGACGAGAGCCUUCAGAAACUGAACUCGAGGCUGUUUGUGGUACGUGGCUGCCCCACGGAGGUAUUCCCGGUCCUCUUUAAAGAGUGGAAGGUGACGCGGCUGACGUUCGAGAUAGACACGGAGCCCUACUCCAGGCAGCGUGAUUGCGAGGUGGUGAGGCUGGCAGCUGAACAUGGCAUUCAGGUUAUUCAGAAAGUGUCCAACACCUUGUAUGAUACUGACAGAGUAAUUGCUGAAAACAAUGGCAAGGUGCCUCUGACCUAUGUGCGCCUGCAGACGCUCCUGGCGGCGCUGGGACCACCGAAGCGGCCCGUGCCAGCUCCCACUCUGGAAAACCUGAAGGAUUGCUGUACCCCCUGCAAAGACAACCACGAUGCAGAGUAUGGGAUCCCUACGCUGGAGGAGCUGGGUCAGGACCCGGAGCAAGCAGGUCCUCGCCUCUACCCAGGAGGAGAGUCUGAGGCGCUUUGCAGGCUUGACUUGCAUAUGAACAGAACGGCCUGGGUGUGUAAUUUCCAGAAGCCCCAGACUGAGCCCAACUCCCUGAACCCUAGCACCACCGUGCUGAGCCCUUACAUCAAGUUUGGAUGCUUGUCAGUGCGAACCUUCUGGUGGAGGUUGGCUGAAAUCUACCAGGGGAGGAAACACUCCAACCCGCCCGUGUCUUUGCAUGGGCAGCUCCUGUGGAGGGAGUUCUUCUACACGGCAGGAGCUGGGAUCCCCAACUUCAACAAGAUGGAAGGCAACCCCGUCUGCGUGCAGGUGGACUGGGAUAACAAUCCAGAGCACCUCAGAGCCUGGAGCGAGGGCCGGACAGGCUACCCCUUCAUCGACGCCAUCAUGACCCAGCUGCGCACUGAAGGCUGGAUCCAUCACCUGGCCCGGCAUGCUGUGGCCUGCUUCCUGACUCGAGGAGACCUGUGGAUAUCCUGGGAGCAAGGGCAAAAGGUCUUUGAGGAGUUGCUGCUGGAUGCUGACUGGUCCCUGAACGCUGGCAACUGGCAGUGGUUGUCGGCGAGCGCCUUCUUCCACCAGUUCUUCCGCAUCUACUCGCCCGUCGCCUUCGGCAAGAAGACGGACAAGGGCGGAGAGUAUAUCAAGAAGUACCUCCCUUUCCUCCGGAAGUUCCCCGCUGAGUACAUCUAUGAGCCCUGGAAGGCGCCGCGAAGCGUGCAGGAGCAGGCAGGCUGCGUGAUUGGCCGAGAUUACCCCAAGCCCGUCGUGGUGCACGAGGUGGUGAGCAAGAGGAAUGUGGAGCGGAUGAAGGCAGCCUACGCCCGGCGAUCAGCCAGCGCCACGGCCCAGUUGGAGGGAGGGGGUGGCAAGAAAGGUGCCAAAAGGAAGACACCUGCGGGUCCCUCUGUGGCCGAACUGCUGACAAAGAAACCAAAGACUUAAGAGCAGCUGAAUUCCUCAAGCAUUGCCAGUAGAUCUUGACAAUGGGCCAGUCUCUUCUGUGCCACACGGGGAGAACCCCAGGCAGCACAAGAUCUCGUUUGGGCUUUAUGAAGAGAGGCUUUGGGCUCUGUUCUAAUCCCUUGACUGACAGCUAGGAGCCCUGGCCUUCUGAGACUAGGGAAAGCUAGGGUGGGGUUUUGGCACUACCUCUCCUAUUGGCUCAGGAAACCUUUUCAUGCUGCACCCUUUCAUUCAGCCCCUUGAGCCUGUUCGGCGAACUGUCCUUUGACGCUGGUGCUUUCUAUGCUGCUCCCAGGCCAGAAGCGGAGUUUCUCUUCUGGAAAGGCCAUUGCCAUGGAGUGGAUUAGUUUGUCUGCGUACCUUAGGGUGAAUUCACCCUAUAGCACUCGGGGAGGUAGAUGUUUCACCACCCCUGUUUUCCACACAAGUGGACUGAGAAACAGAGAUUACUGGGCAGAUUUCCAGUGGGAGCUGCUGGAUCCCUUAAAAAUCUGGCCCUAAUUGACUUGCUCAGCUCACUUAAGGAGGCAGAGCGGGGAACUGAACCCACAUCUUGCGCUACAUUAAUAACUUGCUGGUGCGCCGAAUGCCCCAGCCAGCCUGGCUGGGAAUCGGUACUGAACUCCCCAUUUAAGCUUUGCUGCCCCUUUUUGGCAGACUGCAGCUUGGGAGGCCAAAGUGAGGGAUGCUGGACAUGGAUGUGGCCUUUUGCCCAUCUUUGUACUGAGCAUGAAAUGCUGGUUACUCAUUGCCACCGUCCUUGGGACCUGUAUGCCCUGUUCUGUGGCUUGUCCAACCCAGGCAUAAUUUCACUAUCCCUUGGCUGUGGUCUCCUCGGGUAUUACAGAUAUCCCUGGAAGCACUAGGUGGAGUCUUACAAGACCAUGGGGGCAGAGCUGAUCUUGAUGUCCCAAAGUCAGGAAAGUAACUGAAAUACUUCUCUGAUGGAUUGUAUUUACUGAGGGGCAACACGUCCUAAAUUCUCAGUUACUGAGGGACAAUCUACACUCAUGGCUACAUUUGCUUCCCACAAGCUACUCUUAGUAGAACCUUUUAGGAAUGAGGUUUGAGCAUUGGCCUGCUAAACCCAGGGUUGUGAGUUCAAUCCUUGAGGGAGCUAUGUGGGGAUUGGUCCUGCUUUGAGCAGGGGGUUGGACUAGAUGAUCUCCUGAGGUCCCUGCCAACCCUAAUAAUCUAAGAUUCUAGGUACCCAAAUAUUGGAUGCUAAUAUCUAACCUGUAUUGUUAAAUUUAUUUACCUAAAUUGGGGCUAUUGCACAUUGUGGAGUAGGUAUAUUUUAUGACUUUUAAACCAAACUUUGUACUUGUGGCUAAUCUAAGCAUUACACCCAGCUGUACAGACACUCUUUCCUUAACCUGUGUAUUAGAUAACAUUAGCUUUAAUCAAAUUUAAAUUUUGCUCUUUCAUUUACAUUGUCUGGAGGUUUUGCUUCUGUGGUGGGGGAGGCUCAGGAUGCCUGUGCUGUUGGUCCCUACUCCCUGUCUUUACUGAAUAUAUAUUUACUUCCGCUGAGCAUUACCAUUUUAGACAGAUAAGUGACUGGUCGUUAUAGCACCUGACCCAUGACUGAAGGCAACAGCUGUGUUACCUCUUCUGGUUUAUUUCCAUUGCCCCUGUUAAUGCAUUAAGUGGCUGACGGUGACAAGUUUUAGAUUAGAAGCUCUUUGGGGCAGGGAUUAUGUUUUACUGGGUGUAGGGUGCCCAGGGCUACAGCUGGGAGCUCCAGGUGCUAUGGUACCAUAGACACAAUCACUGGCUUUUAGUGAAAUAUUUAAGAUUCCUGGAAAUCAAGUAAGCUUAUUGCUGUGUAGCCACCACACUAAGGACAAAGGGGAGUACUUCAAAAUUCAUAACUACUCAAGCUGCUCAAAAGAUAAUGCUAAGGCAGCCACAUUGAGCUGGAGACAGCCACUUCCCCCCAGCUUGCCUACAGGGGCCUGGGGCCAGGAUUGGGAGAACAAAAAACUACCCGCACUAGAUGAUGGAACCAGAUGCUGGUGGUGGGACUAUUAAAGCAAAGAGACUCUCUGCCUGAGCCACAAGAGGAAGUGCUGGGUAGGAAAGAGGAAGUGAAUGAACCAGCUGAUAUCGGAGAAAUAGGGAGAGACGUCUCCAUGGUUCUGAACACAAGACAUGCGCUGCUGCAGCAGGAGGACCUCAACCCAAAGCAUGUGCUAGAGUGGUGAGGAAAGCGAGGCAGGAAAGGGUGUAGAGUUAUUUUUGUAUAGAUCUGUUUCUUGUACUAUUAAAAAAAAAAUUGCUCUUCCUUUAAGAACCCUCUGCAAAGCCUCGGUGUAGCACAUACCACACGCGUCUGAAGAGGGAA
Molecule: messenger RNA, 4352 nt
Organism: Mauremys mutica (yellowpond turtle)
Lineage: Eukaryota; Metazoa; Chordata; Testudines; Geoemydidae
Product: cryptochrome-1-like
Exons: 12
Coding region: 401-1984 (527 amino acids)
Biological process (GO): entrainment of circadian clock by photoperiod; circadian regulation of gene expression
Cellular component (GO): cytoplasm; nucleus
Molecular function (GO): DNA binding; FAD binding
Source: RefSeq, a predicted model, not a curated record